CGUUAUUCGUCCUCGUCCUCUUCGUCCUCGUCCUGGCCGUCCUGGCCGUCGUCGUCGUGGUCGGUCGUCGUCGUUGUCGUCCCACCUUCCCCUCCUCCUGCCCCUCUUCUGUCCGCCUUCCUUACCCACGCUUUUCGCAGCCCAUGUUAUCAUCAUGCUCGGGUAUCAGCAGGUACCGACUCGAUCGCUCACGCGCGGGCGAAUGCUGACUGCUGCCGGCGGCGCAGCGGCGGUCGCCGCACUCGUCAUAUAUUCGUCCCGCUUCGUAGGAGGAUGGGCCGCCGUUCGCUUCAGCAGGCUACGUCACAUGGGCGUGCCGACUCUGAAAGGCAAGGUAUUUGUCGUGACUGGUGGCAACCGGGGCAUCGGCCUCAUAGUGUGCGCAAAGCUCAUCGCGGCGGGUGCGACGGUCAUCAUGUGCACGCGGCGCCCUGGAGCGCUAAGCGAGUGCGCGGCCCGGCAGCUCCGUGAAGGUGGUGCGGAUGUGCAUUGCAUGGCGCUCGACCUUUCAUCUCUCGAGUCGAUCGCAGCUUUCGCUGCGGCGUUCCGUGAAAAGUUCUCGAGAUUGGACGUGCUGAUUCUUUCGGCAGGUGUCGCGAAAAGCAUGCAGGACUCUGACGGGUUUGCGAAAACGGGGCAUGGCUUUGAAGAGUGCAUCGGUGUCAAUUUCCUUGGUCACUUCGAGCUCACGCUCCAGCUGUUACCACUGCUUCGUGCCACUGAAGGCUCGCGCGUGGUGGCUGUGACUUCGGUUGCGUCGGCCAACAGCUACCCAGAGGGGAUCAACUACGCGUCGUGGCGGUUCCGCGUGCCCUACUACAGUGACUGGGCCCAGUACGGCCAGUCCAAGCUGGCGCUCAUCCUGUUCAUCGAGGAGCUGCGCAAGCGCGAGCCCUCGCUGCUCGCGGUGGCGUGCCACCCGGGCGUCUGCGAGACGGAGCUCACGAAGACGGGCAGCUGGCUUGAUGCCAUCUACAGCCGUGUUGUGUAUUCCGUGCUCGGGAUGCGCGCGAAGGAUGCCGCGCUAAACGUGAUGUGGUGCGCCACGGCGGGUGGCUUGGCGUCCGGUGAAGUGUAUCAUCCUAUCUUGGGGGUUCAAGACGCACUGGUACCAGCGCGUCGGUGCGCUGCAGGCGCCGGUGGCGGUGAGGACCUCGCACGCCGACCUGUGGGAGCGCGCGGUUGCCGAGAUAGAGGCUGCCAGGGCACGGGCGUCGUGAGAUCUGGAUCGGCGUCGGCUGCCCAAGUCGGAGACUGCGCCGGAGUCUGCGGCCCUACGGUUGAUGGACAAACUCCUGCACUUUGUUUUUCGAUUUUCGUUUUCGCCCCUCGCGCCCCCAGUUUUAUGUCGGGCGGGCUUUGGCGCGAGCUGUCGAUCUGCCGACUGGCCUAAAUCCUGCACCCCGCGGGCGCAGCCAAUCAACAUCGAAUCGGGGUCAGGGGGGCGCGUGGAAGUUUGCGCCGUCGCCCUGGUUGCGCGGGUGGUCCAGGAUCUGCUCCAUCAACCGUACCUCUAGGCACCCUAAUUUGCGGUCGGAGUAAAUGGAUUCGGCGGGUUGCACCGAGUCGCUAAUACAUCAGCGACAAGGGCUCGACUCGGGGCCCGAUGCUCUCC
This is a messenger RNA of Prorocentrum cordatum, 1615 nucleotides long. The record is from the annotation of a GenBank genome assembly. Lineage: Eukaryota; Dinophyceae; Prorocentrales; Prorocentraceae.